This is a messenger RNA of Saccostrea echinata, 2508 nucleotides long. Its product is annotated as potassium voltage-gated channel protein Shaw-like. Gene Ontology annotation, cellular component: membrane; voltage-gated potassium channel complex. The transcript is spliced from 4 exons. Gene Ontology annotation, biological process: potassium ion transmembrane transport; protein homooligomerization. Bases 445 to 2214 code for a protein of 589 amino acids. Gene Ontology annotation, molecular function: delayed rectifier potassium channel activity; protein binding. Lineage: Eukaryota; Metazoa; Mollusca; Bivalvia; Ostreida; Ostreidae. The record is from RefSeq and is a predicted model, not a curated record.
GGAUUUAAACGAAAGCUCUCUACGAUUCUGAUUAUAUCGAGAAAUUUUACUUGUAUAGAGCCUGCAUCGUAUUUACACAGUAUAAACUGUUUAUAUGAUAUGCCAACGUUUUAAUCGUUGUAAUAUAUACUUGCAGUGUUUUUUCAACAACUUCCAUCUUCAGUGCGAACUGUCUAAAAGUAUUUGUGGUUGGUGGGAUUGUUUUGCCGGUGCUUGCAUCUGCGAUUGGUAUAUAAGUAUAUCCAAAGAGACGUCUAUUGACAGUAUUCGUGUUAAUAUGUAUCGGGCAUCUGCUUUCGAAGAACUAAGCUGAGACGUCAUUGGUACAUCGCUAUCCAUCUAUCAAAUCAUGCAACAUCUAUUACCGAUGAUAGAGUGCGAGUCUUGUUCCAUUUCUCUGACUUCUUAAUAUCAGAUGAUUCUUAACUUUAGAUUUAGUUUUUAAUGGAAAGCUUUCGACGUUCGAUCUUUGCACCAAAAACUUCAAUUAUACCGAUUCCACAAACAAGGAGGAAUGAAAACAAAAUUGUGCUCAAUGUAGGAGGUGUCAGGUUCGAAACCUACAAAACCACCUUGAAAAGCAUUCCAGAUACCCGACUAUCAUGGCUAUCGGACUCUACCGGAAACACACCGGAAUACGAUCCAAUUACGGGAGAGUUCUUCUUCGACAGACAUUCCGGAAUGUUUCAUAUGAUACUGAACUACUACCGGACAGGGAAACUCCACAUUCCAAUGGACGUGUGUGGUCCGGCGUUCGAGGAAGAGCUAGCUUACUGGGGUCUGGAUGAGAACCAAAUAGAACCUUGUUGUUGGAAUACAUACCGAGCCCACAGGGACGCCCAACAGACCCUAGCAGAAUUUGAAGGUCAUGACCCCGGGACGGAGAGUGAUGAUGAGGAAGAGUCUGCGAUGAGAGAAAGAUUUGGAAUUUCCGAGGACUUCGUUGAGGUAAAGAAGUCCGUUUGGGAAAGAUGGAAAAUUCGGAUCUGGAAUAUUGUAGACGAACCUAGAGCCAACAGUUUAUCACGUAUAUUUGCCAUUGUUUCCGUAUUUUUCAUUAUACUGUCCAUCGCAUCAUUCUGUCUGGAAACCCACACCAAGUUCCGCUACGACAUUUCCGGUAACGCUUCCGUAAAAUCCAGAACCAUUGUAGAACAGGUCCGGAAUUCCCGUCCCCACAUCGUAUUCGUUGUUCUGGAGUACAUGUGUAUGGUGUUUUUCACCUUUGAAGUGACCGUCCGAUUCAUUUCUUGUCCAAACAAAUCAAAGUUCAUCAAAGACUUUUAUAACGGAAUCGAAUUGUUUUCCGUUAUUCCUUUCUACACGCUCAUUAUUGCGAAUUGCAUUUCACCGGAUUUUAUAAUGACUAAUACGGGAUUGUUUAUAAAUGCUUUGCGUUUCGUUCGAAUUUUCCGUAUUCUUAAAUUGACACGCUAUUUCAGCGGUCUGAAAAUUCUUGGACACACAAUUCGAGCUAGUGCCAAAGAGCUGCUUUUGUUGUUCCUGGUUCUCAUAAUUGGAGUUUUAAUAUUCGGUGUGCUGAUUUACUUUGCUGAACAAAUUCAAGAAGACAGCUUAAACAGCUUCUCUGACAUUCCAAUUAGUUUUUACUGGGCGGUUGAAACAAUGACAACGCUGGGUUAUGGCGAUAUAGUGCCAAAAACAAUGACAGGCUAUAUAAUUGGUUGUGCAUGCGCAGUAUGCGGUCUGCUAAUGCUAUCUCUUCCGGUUCCGAUUAUCGUAAGCAAUUUUACACUGUAUUAUUCCCAUGCACAAGCCAAAAUGAAACUGCCGAAGAAAAAUAAGAACGUUUUAGUCGGGGCUGCUAAUGUUCUGAAAGAGAGUUCUUUUGGUACCUUGACUCCUGCGGAGCGGAGUGGGUCCUCGGGUGGUGAUUCCAGUAAAGAGUUUAGACGGAAUAGUAACGACAGUGCCCUGGGCAGCUGCAAUAGUACGGAGUCCCCACCAAGUGUGAAAGAGCAGACCGGUAUAAGCGUAAUAUUUACGGACGAAAUUCCACCCGGAAACACGUCACCCUCCAGUUCCGGAUCACCUGGGCAAAAACGGAAGUUGUCGAACAUCAAUGAGAUUCCUGGUCGACGUUGUAGUAGUUUGGAGGUUUCAACCCCACCAAUGCACAGACUUAAUCGCUCAGGAACUGGAUCUCUGCGUAUGACACCUGCGUCGAAGCGGCGCUCCAUAACUGUUUUCUGAUCGACUAUGACGCCAUAAUAUGCUUGGUCCUGGCAUUGUGUUUGAUCACUUGACUACGUCAGGUCCAUAGGAAAUUCCGGAGUUGCACAAACUGGUAGCAGGUGGAUUUGAUCGAGGCACAAUAGACAUGCCAUUUCAAAUAAUUACAAAACUUGUUUUGAUAAUAUUGCUGUCAAUGUCCGAACAAUAAUUACUUUGUUUUAUUACUUCCGUACUAAUUUCGCUGUCUGUGAUAAUAAUGUAAAUAAAAUAUCCAAUUCAGAAUAAAGUUUAUGUUACAGCACAUAAAUCAUA